Dunckerocampus dactyliophorus (ringed pipefish) is the source of this 857-nucleotide messenger RNA. RefSeq names its product keratinocyte-associated protein 3. The record is from RefSeq and is a predicted model, not a curated record. The transcript is spliced from 6 exons. Lineage: Eukaryota; Metazoa; Chordata; Actinopteri; Syngnathiformes; Syngnathidae. Bases 125 to 790 code for a protein of 221 amino acids.
GUGGGUUCCGUGACGUCAUACCGGAAGUGGACGGUCACUGGCAGCUAACGGGGCGGCUGCAAAAGUGAAGUUAAAAAAAUAUCUUUCUUUUAUUGUUCAAAGGGAAACAUCUAGCCGAACAGCUAUGUGCACCUUUGAUAAGGACAAGGUGUCGAGGAGGCUGAUGAAAAAGGGAUUGUCUCUCAUCCUGGUGGGCCAUAUAAACUUCAUCCUUGGUGCUAUUGUCCAUGGCAAUGUCCUACGCCACAUUUCCAAACCCAGCCAACAAAUCACCACAGAAUACACAGCAACUAACAUCAUUUCCGUCACUUCAGGUCUGCUGAGCAUUGCCACUGGGAUUAUCGCCAUUGUGGUGUCACGGAACCUCCGCAUGGUUAGGAUGCAAAUAGGACUUCUGAUAGCCUCCUUCCUCAACGCGCUGCUCUCAGCAGCUUGCUGCGUGGGCCUGCUGGUGGCCAUCAGUGUGACGAUCGCUCACGACGGUCAGGGCCUGAUGCGAGGAUGUAACGACACUGAGGUGCCCGCUAACGCUCGCUCGCCUGUCAGCGCACGCUGCCCGUUUGACACCACACGAAUUUACGACACCACCUUGGCACUGUGGUUCCCCAGUGCUGUGAUGGCUGCAGCUGAGUGUGGCCUGUCUGUGUGGUGCUUCAUCGUAGGACUGACUCUCAGAGGCCUGCUGGCCUGUGGAGGCAACUACUUCAAAGAACAGAUGGAGGAACAGGCCGGGUGCUCACCUCAGAGCAGACGCCUGAUUGGCCAAAACGUGGUGAAUCCUGAUGCUUGACUGAACAAAGUGCUGGAAGUACACUCCAUAUGUAUAUUAUACAAUGAUAGUUUUUAUAUGACGUUUU